AUGAGCUCUUCACGGCCCAGCGCGGCCUUCAACUCUCUCAGAAUGGGAGAAAUCAUCCGCGAAAAAGUCCAAGAUGGUAUCACGGGCGAAACCAGGGAAUUGGCCUAUACCCAGUGCAAGAUUGUGGGCAACGGGUCUUUCGGUGUGGUUUUCCAGACCAAGCUCUCUCCUUCAAACGAGGAUGCGGCCAUCAAGCGUGUGCUCCAAGACAAGAGAUUCAAGAAUCGUGAGCUCCAGAUUAUGCGGAUUGUCAGACAUCCCAACAUAGUCCAGCUCAAGGCCUUCUACUACUCCAAUGGAGAACGCAAGGAUGAGGUGUACUUGAACCUGGUACAGGAGUUUGUACCUGAAACGGUCUACCGAGCAUCCCGCUUCUUCAACAAGAUGAAGACCACAAUGCCAAUCCUUGAGGUCAAGCUGUACAUUUAUCAGCUUUUCCGGGCCUUGGCCUACAUUCACUCGCAGGGCAUCUGCCAUCGUGAUAUCAAGCCGCAAAACCUGCUUCUCGACCCCAACUCUGGAAUUCUCAAACUUUGCGACUUUGGCAGUGCAAAGAUUCUGGUGGAGAACGAGCCGAAUGUCUCGUACAUUUGUUCCCGUUACUACCGAGCCCCCGAGCUCAUUUUUGGUGCCACCAACUACACAACCAAGAUUGAUGUCUGGUCAACGGGUUGUGUGAUGGCAGAGCUCAUGCUUGGCCAGCCACUUUUCCCCGGAGAAUCUGGUAUUGACCAGCUGGUGGAAAUCAUCAAGGUGUUGGGAACCCCGACGCGUGAGCAGAUUCGAACUAUGAACCCGAAUUACAUGGAACACAAGUUCCCGCAAAUCAAGCCUCACCCAUUCAGCAAAGUCUUCCGCAAGGCUGAUGCAGACGCGCUUGAUCUCAUUGCCAAGCUGCUCGAGUACACUCCCACACAACGUCUAAGGGCGGUGGAUGCCAUGGUCCACCCCUUCUUCGAUGAAUUGCGAAACCCUGCCACAAAGCUUCCCGACUCUCGCCACUCCACGGGUACUCUCAAGGACCUGCCCAACUUGUUCGAUUUCACCAAGCACGAACUCUCCAUUGCUCCGUCCUUGAACGCCAAGCUGGUGCCGCCACACAUCAAGCCUGAGCUGGCGGCGCGGGGUCUGGAUAUUGACAACUUCACGCCACUAACGAAGCAUGAAAUGAUGGCCAGACUAGACUGA
Pestalotiopsis fici W106-1 is the source of this 1188-nucleotide messenger RNA. Its product is annotated as Protein kinase gsk3. The transcript is spliced from 6 exons. Gene Ontology annotation, biological process: protein phosphorylation; signal transduction. Lineage: Eukaryota; Fungi; Ascomycota; Sordariomycetes; Amphisphaeriales; Sporocadaceae. Bases 1 to 1188 code for a protein of 395 amino acids. Gene Ontology annotation, molecular function: protein serine/threonine kinase activity; protein serine/threonine/tyrosine kinase activity; ATP binding. The record is from RefSeq and is a predicted model, not a curated record. Gene Ontology annotation, cellular component: cytoplasm.